This is a messenger RNA of Wyeomyia smithii (pitcher-plant mosquito), 2928 nucleotides long. RefSeq lists its product as uncharacterized. The transcript is spliced from 2 exons. The record is from RefSeq and is a predicted model, not a curated record. Bases 1 to 2928 code for a protein of 975 amino acids. Lineage: Eukaryota; Metazoa; Arthropoda; Insecta; Diptera; Culicidae.
AUGGAAAAGUUAAUCCGCGAACGAAAAUCUAUCGAGCCACGUAUCAAACGUGUGGCCGAAGCAGUGAAAAAACUAGAGACAGAAGCGGCUGAAGAAACCGAAGUGCAAACGGAACUCGAAGUGCUCGGUGAAAUUUGGGCUGCAUUUUGUACAGUGCACAAAAGAGUGUUGGACGCAUGUGACGAUGAAGAUAAAUAUGCAGACGCUGUGCAAAAUCAGUGCAAUUUUGAACGCGCUUACAUUGGACUGAAAAAUCGCCUUGCGAAAGUGCUAAAAGCGGUGCAGAAUCGCGAUCGCAGUCAAGAAGAGCGAUAUCCGCCGCAAAGUGAAAUAAUUAACCAACUUGCACAGCAGCAAGCAAAGUUACUCCGUAUGAUGGCGGGUAGAAUGGCUGCUGGCGCUAGUGCAUCCACUGCUGUUGCUGAUAAUGCCCACGAUCCCAUACCGCUGUCCGAUCUCAAGCUGCCCCUCAUGAAACUUCCUCCCUUCGCUGGGAACUAUCUCGAGUGGCAGUCUUUUAUCGAUUUAUUCAAGAGUAUGGUUGACUCGAACCCAUCGAUCAAGGAUAGUCAAAAAUUGUAUUUUCUCAAAACUCAUCUCUCUGGAGAGGCUGCAACACUUAUCUCCCAUCUAAAAAUUGAAGAUGCAAAUUACGCUCCGGCUCUGGCAAAGCUUAAAGCUCGCUACGAUAAACCACUCGAGAUAGCUCACAAGCACAUUGAACGCUUUCUCAACCAACAAGCCAUGACGUCACCGUCUGCUCAAGCGUUACGUUCAUUGCAUGACUUCUCCAACGAGAUUGUUCGUGCUCUUCAAGCCAUGCAAAGAGAGGAUCGUGAUACUUGGCUGCUGUUCAUCCUCAUCGGAAAACUGGAUUCCGAAACCAAGCAGCUUUGGUAUCAAAAGGUUACUGAUAUGGAGGAAGCUGGCAUCACUCUGAAAGCUUUUCUCGCAUUCAUCGACUCUCGCAGUUUCGCUCUGCAAGCUGCUCAGCCUACUAGACAACGAACUAUUGCUGCUAGUAAGCUUCCAAUUAAGCCGCAGUAUAAGGGAGCAACCACACUCGUCGCCACCAAUACAACAUCAAAUUGCGACGUUUGUGCCAAAUCCUCUCAUCCUCUCUACCAGUGCGGUAAGUUCAUCCACAUGAGCUCAGAGGAAAGACUCGCUGUGGUAAGCUCUCACAGACUGUGCCGCAAUUGUCUAAGGAAGCACCCAGGCGAACCUUGCAAAUCGGGUAACUGUCGCAAAUGUGGUUUACUACACCACACCAUAUUGCACUUCGCCCUCACCCCUCAAGGUCGCCAAACUCCUUCCGCAUCGAAUGCUGUUCCCUCAGGUGGUGGUUCGGCCGCCCAAUCUUUGAUUUCGGCCCUUGAUUCCACUACUGAAUUCGAUGUCUCCAAUGUACUACUAGCCACCGUGUCCAUUAAUGUACUAGACAAACAUGGACGCCCCCACACAUGUCGCGCUGUUCUGGAUUGCGCGUCCCAAAUAAGUUUUAUCAGCCAGAUUUUCUGCAACGAACUUGGCCUCGAUUUGUUAGAAGCAGACAUGAAUUUGGAAGGUAUAUCAUCAACCCCCGCACAUGCAGACAAAUGUGUGCAAAUCAUCGUUGAAUCGCGAUGCACGGACUAUCGUACCGCGGUACCUUGCAUGGUGCUCAACAAAAUCACAAAUACUCUACCCAUCAAACCAGCGAACACCGACGGUUGGCCCAUUCCAGGUUCGAUCACCCUGGCCGAUCCGCUAUUUCAUCGCCCCGGUAAGAUUAGCGUGCUUCUUGGCAUUGAACUUUUCUUCCAGUUACUUGAGCCUGGAAAAAUUUCACUGAGCUCUGACGACAGUUUGCCCACUUUACAAAACACUAAGUUAGGCGACGAGGAAAAACGCUGCGAGGAUCACUUUUACAAGCACACCGUGCGAGACGAUGAUGGAAAAUUUAUUGUACGGCUACCGUUUCUGGAUUCUUCGAGCCUACUUGGUGAUUCGCGUCAAAUUGCCGAAAAGCGACUAAGUCACAUCGAGCGAAAGUUGCAACGGAACCCUCAUCUAAAGCUGGAAUACCAUGCCUUUCUCCGUGAGUAUCUUGAGUCUGGCCAUAUGACACUCAUCGAGAAUCCUCCGAACGAUGCUAUUUAUCUCCCGCAUCAUUGUGUAGUAAAGGAAUCGAGCUCCACCACAAAAUAUCGAGUUGUCUAUGAUGCUGCAGCGAAGACAACCAGCGGCUUGUCCCUUAACGAUAUUCUCAUGGCUGGCGCGGUACUGCAAGAUUCGCUAGUGGACAUUCUUCUUCGAUUUCGUUUUCCGCUGAUUGUUUUUACUGGUGAUAUCAAGCAAAUGUACCGUAUGAUUAAACUGGCCGAUUGCUAUUAUUUGUGCAUUGUUUGGCGGUGGGGCAAUAAUGAACCUGUGCAGGCCUACCGAUUAAACACAGUCACUUAUGGGACGAAGAGCGCAUCGUACUUGGCGACAAAGUGCCUGCAACAAUUAUUGGAAUCGUACAGACAGCAGUAUCCGACAGCGGUUGAGAAGGCAGAAAGGGGCACCUACGUCGACGACGUGUUGUUGGGAGCUGACUCCGAAGAAGAAGCAGUCUUACUACGGCAGCAAGUAACGAAGAUAUUCGCCUCAGGUGGUUUCCACCUGCGGAAGUGGGCAUCAAACAGUGCAGCAGUACUCCAGGACAUCCCGGCUGAGGAUAUAGAAAUGCAGCUACCCAUCGAACUCAACGACACUCGCACCAUCAAGGCUCUUGGCAUACACUGGCAGCCGUGCAGCGACGUAUUCCUGUUCUCCAGCUCAACGCACAAGAUCUUUCAGCCCACAAAGCGGACCAUGCUUUCGCAAAUUGCCAGCAUUUUCGACCCCCUAGGCUUACUAGCCCCGAUAGUCAUCAAAGCGAAAAUGGUCAUGCAGCAACUGUAG